AUGAAUGAGGAGCUGGAGCAGCAGCACCUGCUGAUUGGCGACCUCACAGACCACACAGACACCAGCCAGCUGCGCCUGCGCGGCCUGCGCAAGCGGAUCAAAGAGGUGACCGACGCGGCCAGGAACGACGGCCAGCUGAAACUCAUCGCGGUGCU
Monoraphidium neglectum is the source of this 155-nucleotide messenger RNA. RefSeq lists its product as hypothetical. The transcript has a single exon. NCBI's taxonomy places the organism in Eukaryota, Viridiplantae, Chlorophyta, Chlorophyceae, Sphaeropleales, Selenastraceae. The annotation marks the transcript as partial. The record is from RefSeq and is a predicted model, not a curated record.